Tuber aestivum (summer truffle) is the source of this 997-nucleotide messenger RNA. NCBI's taxonomy places the organism in Eukaryota, Fungi, Ascomycota, Pezizomycetes, Pezizales, Tuberaceae. The record is from the annotation of a GenBank genome assembly.
CUGGGCUGUCCCGAGGUACCCAACCCAUUGGCGUCUCCUGCUGCAUUUCAUUCCCAAGGCACGGAAUCGUGGGAUCUCUCAACCUUGAACCAUUAGUAUCAUCAUGCCAGCCAUCCUACCCUUUCCGGUCGGUACCUUAUCACCGAUGUACAACAAACGCAACUACACGGAAAACCAGGGAGAGGGCAAUAGUGAUGGCAAAGGUCAGGUAGUAAUAGUGGAAAUUGUCCUUGCUGGCCUUACCUUGCUUGUUGGGAUUAUGGCUCUCCGAAGCCUAAGAUUCCGUCGUUUUGCGUCUUAUUUGUUCCCUUCACGCUGCGUGAAUGCACUAGUACACCUGUCCCUCCCCCAUCGUCGUCAGACAUGUUGAUGUGUUCUUAGCCUCGCGAUCCUCAGCCGGAAGUUCCCAGAGCGACAACUGCCGUCCCAUCCACGGAUUUUGCUGGCCCGGUAAUAUCUUUAUGUUUCAUAGCCCCUAGUAUCCCAGCGCCCAACCCGCCACCACCCGCUCGAGCCUCCCCACGCGAGAGAAACGGUGUUCCGUGUGUAGAUAUGAGGGUAAUGCAAGUUGCGGGAUGUCCAGAUCCAAGAGGGCCCGGGCGGGUAGUAACUUGGCCGGGAACGUGAGGGCAAAUUUAUAGCGCCCGAUGCAAAAUGUCAUUCUGCAAGCGGAAGUUUGCAUAGCGCCCGAAGUCCUUUGGCAUUCCGUAUGUACUAGAUUCCACAGUGAUCCCCCUUUUGCAUCUACCGGUAUUGGGUAAAUACUUGAUAUCCGCCUCCAUAAUCCUCUCAACACCGCUAACAUUUUUCCAGAACAGCUUGAUAAAAUUAGCCCUGUCUCUACAGGAAUGGGGUAGGGAAUAUUUUAGUUGGAUAUAUACGGAAGAUGGAAUGAUUGAGCUCCAUGCCACGACGUUGGAAUUCCAUCUCCUAAUUGGGUUCCUAACCACUCCCCUCCCUAGACCUCACCUUGGGCUCACCCUGCGGUACUGUUUCG